AUGAAACCUCUGUCGCCUCUGUCCAUCACAGCCCAACCACCAGAGGCUGACGCCCUUUCGCCCACGCCGGAACACAUGGCUAUCGUACACGGACAAUGGCCUUUCAAUACGAGCAAGCUUUUCAUCGCAGGAGCCACAAACCCAUCACGCGAGCCAAAUCAAAGAGCCACAGCGGCCUUUUGGCUCAACUUUACUCCUCUCUUGUUGAGUCCAGGCGGUUACACCUCGGUUGACGAUGACGCGUAUCGACCUCUUCGCGGCGACAGACUUUGUUCUGGCUUUCAAGGCCACCCCGAGAGCGCUCUCAAGCUUACACCCAACCCAGGCAUGCGCAUCACGGCUCGAUCAACGCCAGCGACAUCAUGGCAUACCGAAACCCCAACAAUUGCACGGACUCGAGGUUCGACAUUUGAUGUUGCACAUCUUGACAGCUUUGCCCAAACCGAGUCCCAGUCCAAACAAACGGCUGUAGCUCACAUCCCGGCACAGGGCUCGGGCGCAAUCGCUGUCCGGCAUCUUGCCUGA
Messenger RNA from Podospora pseudopauciseta, 525 nucleotides. RefSeq lists its product as uncharacterized. NCBI's taxonomy places the organism in Eukaryota, Fungi, Ascomycota, Sordariomycetes, Sordariales, Podosporaceae. The transcript has a single exon. Bases 1 to 525 code for a protein of 174 amino acids. The record is from RefSeq and is a predicted model, not a curated record.